Mangifera indica (mango) is the source of this 1926-nucleotide messenger RNA. RefSeq lists its product as uncharacterized. Gene Ontology annotation, cellular component: nucleus. NCBI's taxonomy places the organism in Eukaryota, Viridiplantae, Streptophyta, Magnoliopsida, Sapindales, Anacardiaceae. The transcript has 8 exons. Gene Ontology annotation, molecular function: protein dimerization activity; DNA-binding transcription factor activity, RNA polymerase II-specific; RNA polymerase II cis-regulatory region sequence-specific DNA binding. Bases 289 to 1800 code for a protein of 503 amino acids. Gene Ontology annotation, biological process: regulation of transcription by RNA polymerase II. The record is from RefSeq and is a predicted model, not a curated record.
AUGAUUGUGGUGAUCAUUUUGAUAUAUAGUUUGUUUUUGUGUUAUAAAUGAUGUUAAUAUACGUCAGGUUUUCGUGCACUAGCUUAUAAAGUGUUUGUGUUCAGUGUUUUGAUCAUGAAAUUUUGAAUGUUGUUUCGAUAGGUUGAUAGAGGUACAGCCAGGUGUAUGAGCAGAGGAGACUCAGUUCAUAUGCUCAGUACUGAUAAACGUAUAUUAAGUUUCUAAAGAAAUUUAUAUGUGAUACAAGCAAAGGGGAAAGCAAAACAGGACCUCAUUGUGCAGUGAUAGAUGAUGGAUGAGUAUCUUGAUCAAUAUCUCUCCUCUCCGUUAUGGUCCAAUGUUAAUGCAAGGGAAAAAUUGACUUGGGACUAUUGUGAACAACAAAUUGGACUGCUUCCAGUUUCAGUUGGAUUAUAUGAAGAUGUUGAGAAAAAUUCACCCGCAAGUAUUCCAAGUGCAAACAAUACAAUGGAGAGCUUGGCUGAUCAGGAUUUUUCGUCAGUUAUUCUUGGUGAAGAGUCAGAUUACAGUGUUGACAAGAAUCUACUUUCUGAAGAUGCUCAAGCACAAAAAGAUGAUCAAAACUGCAAUCACAACCUCUCAAGUAAGAUGAAUGGAAGCUUACAACUUGGAAAUGUGGCCCUGCGAUAUGAUACAGCUAUUCCUGCCCUCGGUUCAGUAAAUCUCGGUUAUCCAAAGAAGCUUCCAGUGGUCAGUCAUAUGACUUCAUCUGAUCUUUCUUUUACUGAGUUAGGACACCUUGGAGGUAAUGGCAGUGAAUUGUCUGAUGUUCAGAGAUCCAUCGCAGAUUCACAAACUCUUUCUCCAAUUCCAGGAUUUUGGAUUCCAUCAUCUUAUAAGGAGGUUUCUUCCUUGUAUCCUGUAAUGGGACAAGAUAGAAUACAGUGCGUUGGUCCGCAAGCAGCAAAUAUGAACAAUGGUACGGAUACUAUUAAGAACAGAUACGUGGGGAUGGAGAAAAUCCUGCAGUUCGAUAACUUGCCUGCUUCAGCAACCCCCAAGGGGAAACAAGAUUUGCAAAAUCAUCCAUUGUCACCCUUUGCUGCUGCACCCCAGAUAAUGGUGCCAUCUCCACAGCAGACAGCAUCAGCUGCUCCAACUGGUAGCAUUAACGGAACUGGAAAGCCUCGCGCAAGGGCACGUCGAGGCCAGGCCACUGACCCACAUAGCAUUGCUGAAAGGCUUAGGAGAGAGAAAAUUGCUGAAAGGAUGAAGAAUUUGCAAGAGCUUGUGCCUAAUUCCAAUAAGACCGACAAGGCAUCCAUGCUUGAUGAGAUCAUAAACUAUGUUAAAUUUCUUCAACUCCAGGUCAAGGUACUAAGCAUGAGCAGGUUGGGGGCUGCAGGGGCAGUUCUUCCUCUCAUCACAGAUGGUCAAGCUGAGGGCUCCACUGGGUUGUCAGCUGGUGAAGGAGUUGAUCCUGAUCAAGUUGCCUUGGAAGAAGAGGUAGUGAAGUUAAUGGCAACAAAUGUGACAAUGGCAAUGCAUUAUCUGCAGACGAAAGGCCUCUGCCUCAUGCCUAUUGCAUUGGCCACUGCCAUAUCCAGCGGUAAGGCACCAUCAUCUUCAUCAUCUGCAUCUGUUUCUGAAGAGUGGAAGAAAUUUCAAAAUUAUAGUAGCAGCAGCAGCAGCAGCAACAGUAACAGCAGCUUGGCAAGCGAUAGCAAUAUUAGAAUCAGAAACGUCAGCGAAGCAGCCAUGAUAAAUGGAUGCAAUGGAGCUAUUAAACCAGUGAGGAACACUUUCUGCACUGCCACACAGCUUAAACCCAAAACCUGAACAACCUCUACCUGUUAAAAAUCAGUUUUUCGUAAUUAUUUUUCUGUUUAAAAAUCAGUUUAGAUACUGUUUUAACGUUGUACAUGCAUAAGAAUAAAAAAUAAAAAUAUGCAUUUUACAUUUUAU